AUGAGUGGCACUUCAAAGCAACAACUGGGUGAUGGUGGCAAAAGUCCACAGUGUAGCCAGUCAGUAUUACCGGAGGAAGAAACUGAUCAAAUAGUUAACUCGGGUGGAGGAGAAGUUGCUCUAAAGGAAGGUAUCAAAGCUGAUCAAACAGUUAAUGCAGGUGGAGGAGAAGUUACUCUUAAGAAAGGUAGCACUUCGACGCGAAAACGUAAAGUGUCAUCAUUAUCAAGUGACAAUGAUGUUGGUAAAAGGUCAAAGCUUAGCCGGUCAAUAUUAUCGGAGGAAGAAGCUGAUCAAAGAAGAGAAGUUGCUCUAAAGAAAGGUCCAUGGACAAAGGAAGAGGAUGAAAUUUUGAAAGAUCAUAUUAAAAAGCAUGGAGAGGGAAACUGGAAAGCAGUCCAAAAGGAAUCAGGACUUGCUCGCUGUGGGAAAAGCUGUCGUCUCCGAUGGUUAAAUCACUUGAGGCCAGAAGUGAAAAAAGGUCCGUUUACUGCCGAAGAAGAACGCAUAAUCAUUGAGUGCCACUUUCUGAAGGGAAACAAGUGGGCUUAUAUGACUACAUUGUUGCCUAGACGUACAGAUAACGAGAUAAAGAACUUUUGGUACACAAGAUUUAAGAAACGGAAACGAGAUGGCUUACCAAUCUAUCCUGACGAGAUAACAUCCAAAUAUUCGUUAAAUGACAGACAAGAAAGUGCUGACACAUUGCCAAAUGAAUCCAACCAGCAUGAUGAAACAGAAACCUUCAACUUUGAUAUAUCUGACUUGGACCUUAAAUAUUACAAAUUCCGCCCAGAUAUGAUGCCACCACUUUUUGAUUCUCAAGAUUACAAACCAAUUAGCGACUUGGUUAAACAGUGCUCAGAUUCGUCUCAUAAUACCUUAUACAUGCCUAGUGCAGUAGUUCAACAAAGAUAUUUUUUCAGUAGCAGGAGUGCUGCUGUCCCGGAAGUAUUUGAUCAGUAUGGACAAUACCCUAUGUUGUCUACUCCAUGUGAUCCGAUUCUCAACACCAACCUUCUUCAUGGAUAUGAUAACCCUAUAACUGGUUUUAAUGCCGCGUCAAAUAUCUCUUCUUCUGAACCCAUAUAUGGAUCCAUGAAUUUUGAGCCUCCUUCAUUCCAAAAUUCACAAACUCAACAACCUACCUGGAGCGACAUGGAUGUGCCGCCACUUCCCUCAUUUGAGUAUGUUGACACGCCAGUUCAGGCUCCUCCAAUUGAGUUUUGUCCGCCAGUUCCAGAUUUUCCGGAUUGGGGUCAGUUAACUGAUGCAAUAGAACUUCCCUCAUUUGAGUAUGUUGACACGCCAGUUCAAGUUCCUCCAAUUGAGUCUUGUCCGCCAGUUCAGGCUCCUCCAAUUGAGUCUUGCCCGCCAGUUCCAGAUUCUCCGGAUUGCUGUCAUUUAAUUGAUCCAAUAGAUUAUGAUCACGAUGCUAUAGUUGCUAACCAAAUAAACUUCUUAAGACAGGUCCGCUCAGAAAUUAAAGCAUUCAAUGAUCAGCUUCCAGCUUAUUAUACUUCCAACAAAAAGAUAAUUUGA
Lathyrus sativus (Indian pea) is the source of this 1542-nucleotide messenger RNA. The record is from the annotation of a GenBank genome assembly. NCBI's taxonomy places the organism in Eukaryota, Viridiplantae, Streptophyta, Magnoliopsida, Fabales, Fabaceae.